This is a messenger RNA of Paramecium sonneborni, 765 nucleotides long. The record is from the annotation of a GenBank genome assembly. NCBI's taxonomy places the organism in Eukaryota, Ciliophora, Oligohymenophorea, Peniculida, Parameciidae.
AUUUAGAUAUCAAAUGUCAGUAUCGUAGGAACAAAAGAUUUCUUCUACCUAAACUCUUAAGGAUGAUUAAAAUCUCCAGUGCCAAAUAUAAAAUUUUAUAAGGAAAAAAGAUUUUAAAUCGGUUAUAAGAAUUUUACAUACUAACAAAAAGUCAAGGUUAGGGCAUUAUCCUUUACUUUAGAAUAAAUUAUUAAAAGCUGAAAUAUGAAAACUAAAUAUAUCAUGUUGGUCAAAAUUUAUGUAUUAGAGGUGAUAAUAGAUCUGUAUAUGUGGCCAAACUCAUUAAGAUUGUGAAACUAUUGGAUAAUUAAAAUAAUUGCAUACCAUUUAUAAAAGUAUAGUGGUUUACUAGGAAAACUGAAUUGAUGGAUUUAUAAAAGGAUUACUUAGAUUGUAUAUCUGAAAAUGAAGUUUUUAAGACUAAUUAAUUCGAUUAUAUAGAAAUUGAAAGAAUAAUAGGAUUAGCAAUCAUUUUAAGUUAUGAAGAGUACGAUCAUAUCGAAGAACUAAAUGAUAAUAUAUUUUUUAUGAGAGCCUCAUAUAUUGAUGGAAAGUUAUUUCCUUCUUUUGAUUAAUGGAAAAAGAUUUGUGUCUGUUAAAGACCUGCAAAUCCAGAUUUGAAGUAUUCAUAUUAUAUUAUAUAGGUAUAUAUUAUGCGAGAUGUGCCAGUAAUGGUUUCAUUUGAAAUGUAUAGGACUUCAUUAAGAUUAAGCUAAAAAAUUGAAUAAAUAUAUAUGUUCAUAAUGUUAAAACUGAAAUUUAGUU